AUGGCUGGCAGAAACAGAUCGGGACUGGUGGAAAGUGGUGAUGUGGGUCGUGCUCCACACACCGAGGACGGGACUUCCUCACAGAGCAGCCGAUCAAGAUAUAUAGUUUGGAAGGCCGCCAGCCAGCGCCCACCAGCGGCCCCAGUGCGCCUUGUGCCUUCACUUGCGGCGUCCCCUCUCCCCUAUCCUCCUCAAAGUCCUUCAGCAUGUCAGGAUUCCAGGGUGAUCCAGAGCGCCUUCCUGCACGCCUUCCAGCACUGCAGUCAAAACACCGCGGGCAGGAGGCUUCCGCUUCACGUCUUUGUGGGCAUCAUCAGUAUGGCGGAUGCCUUCAAGAUCUCCAGACUGAGUGGUAACACGGAGAGCAAGUGGAAGAAACCUUGGGAGACUUCCAUGACUCAGGAACAAUCACACCUCACUGGGAGCCUUGUGACUGAUAGGUGGUUCAGGAGUGCAGCCUCUACAAGUGGUGGAGGGCAUGGACACUUGGAUAUGGAUGACACUGGUUUGGGUGCCAAAUAUUAAUAGUGCACCUACACAAUUACCACACUCGCUCCUCUCACCAGGCUUAACUAUAAAUAAUUAAAGGUAAAUAACAUCUGUCAUCUAUUAUCUAUUGUAUUCUAUAUUGCUGUUAAUGUUUCAUGUAUAAUGUCUUUGCUUUCAAAUGCAAGUCAAAAGGGUGAACCCCAUUUAUAGUACUAUUCACGUUUGGCAAAUUUCACUUUUGACAUUGGUUUGGCUACACUAAUUGAACUGCUAACAGUGAGGGACUACUGUAAAUGUAGUAAUAAUUAUAAUAAUAAUAAUAAUAAUAAUAAUAAUAAAAAGUAAUGAUAAAG
Messenger RNA from Scylla paramamosain (green mud crab), 842 nucleotides. RefSeq lists its product as uncharacterized. The transcript is spliced from 5 exons. NCBI's taxonomy places the organism in Eukaryota, Metazoa, Arthropoda, Malacostraca, Decapoda, Portunidae. Bases 1 to 525 code for a protein of 174 amino acids. The record is from RefSeq and is a predicted model, not a curated record.